CGUUGAUUCAGGCAAAGACUGUAGAACCUGCCUAAACAUAUGUAUAAAAGUGAGAAGAACACACUGUUUGUCCCAAAUCUUCUCUCGUCUACCAUCUCUGCUAUUCCUUGUCCUGUUCAAAAACAGCGUGACCAUGGCAGUGUGGCUCCAGGCUGGUGCUCUGUUGUUCCUGUUGGCUGUCUCCAGUGUGAAUGCUAAUCCAGGGGCCCCGCAGCACCUAUGUGGAUCUCAUCUAGUCGAUGCCCUCUACCUGGUCUGUGGUCCAACAGGCUUCUUCUACAACCCCAAAAGAGAUGUUGUUGACCCUCUUCUGGGUUUCCUUCCUCCAAAAUCUCCCCAGGAAACUGAGGUGGCCGACUUUGCAUUUAAAGAUCAUGCCGAGCUGAUAAGGAAGAGAAGCAUUAAUGAGGAGUGUUGCCACAAACCCUGCAGUAUCUUUGAACUGCAGAAUUACUGUAACUAAAGAUCCUGCGCAUGUCCUGUGAUAACUGCCAAUGACUUCACCAGCUGUUUGCACAGGUCUUAAUGCUCUUGAUUUUUUUUUUCUUAGAAAAUAAAAUUUUGUCAAAUGAG
Molecule: messenger RNA, 573 nt
Organism: Cyprinus carpio (common carp)
Lineage: Eukaryota; Metazoa; Chordata; Actinopteri; Cypriniformes; Cyprinidae
Product: preproinsulin
Cellular component (GO): extracellular region
Molecular function (GO): hormone activity
Source: RefSeq, a predicted model, not a curated record